Aspergillus lentulus is the source of this 2100-nucleotide messenger RNA. Its product is annotated as transcription factor domain-containing protein. NCBI's taxonomy places the organism in Eukaryota, Fungi, Ascomycota, Eurotiomycetes, Eurotiales, Aspergillaceae. Gene Ontology annotation, biological process: DNA-templated transcription. Gene Ontology annotation, molecular function: DNA binding; DNA-binding transcription factor activity; zinc ion binding. The record is from RefSeq and is a predicted model, not a curated record.
AUGGACUCUUCGGAUCUCACCUCUGGCCCGUCGGAGAUUGGUUCCCUGACAGCGCACUCGAACGAAGAGAGCCAGUUCGUUGGCAGUUCCAGCGGCGUCUUUUUCAUCAAUACCGUUCGACGUGCAUUCUCCAAGGACUUCGAUUCCUCUAAAAUAAGUUUGCCUCUGCCGGAAGACACGCUUGUGGGCAGCGACGAGUCGCAUGCUGAUCAGUCCCCGGCGACCGCCCGCUCUCAGUCCGUGUCUGGGCCGUCUGCCUCUCUUUCUAAGUGGCAGUAUGAUUUGGAAAUCGCUCAUGAGCUCGGCAAGGCCCCGCCGCUGGACUUGGCGAGGGAGCUUAUGAUGGUCUACUUCAAAGUGUGGCAUCCCCUGUUCCCGUUUCUACAUGGCCCCAGCUUCCUGCGGGCGAUGGAGUUGCUUUACUCAGACUCGCACGAGACUGAAGGGGAGAAUCAUGGGAAUAUCCCGUCUACAUCUCCCGACCACAGGAACGCGUGCUGGACGACAAUCUUUCAGUGCGUGUUCAAUCUCGCAAGCCACCUUCGACCCGAUCUGACCCUUCCGCCGGAAUCCCGAAUCAAGUCCCCGGGGAGCAUGCAUUCCUUGCUCGCGAUCCUAACGCGGAGGCAGGAUCUCCCCUCUCUGCAGGCUCUUCUCGCGGCACAGUUGUAUCUGGUAGCCAAGAUGUCUCUUCGGACGGCGUCAACGGUAGGCGGCUGUAUUCUGCGGUCUAUGCUGCACGCGGGUCUCCAUCGGUGCCCGUUUCGCUACAAAGAGCUUUCGAGUCACGACCGGCAGUUGCGCAAAAGGAUUUUCUGGUGCGCGUAUGCUAUCGACCGCUACCUGAGCCAGGCUCUGGGCUUGCCUCUAGGUAUACAGGAUUCGGACGUUGACGUCUGCGCUCCAGGAGCCCAUGAGGUGCAUUCGCCCGGUUUGCACAAGGUCCGGGACACGAGUGAGGGCUCUACGCCGCGUUUUGCUACAGGCAGUCCCGGAAAGGGCACACUGGCUCCAUCCACAGCUGCACAGAUUGAGCUCACCAACCCCCAACAUCCGCCACAACACCGAAACUCCAGCGGCAUCAUAGACUCCAGUGAACACGAACAACAUCAGAGAGAAAUAGCGUUCAUGAGCUACGUCGAAUCCGGAAAACUGACCGGCCGCGCGCUAGAGCUCUUCCACAAGUCCAUCCUCGUCCGCUCCGUUCGCCGCAGCUCCGUCCUCAUCCUCGUCACAGACGUGCACAAAUGGUGGAACAGCCUUCCCCCAGCCCUCCAAGGCAGCCCCGCCAGCAUCAACGACUCCACAUCCCCACGAUCACAGAAUGACGAACCCUUCCACUUCGGCCCCUUCUUCACAGUCCUCUACCACCACCUCAUCCUCCUCAUCAACCGUCCCUCUCUCUCCCUUCCCCCCUCAACGCCCGAGUUCAACUCCGGCCUGCAAACCUGCAUCGGCGCCGCAAGAGGCAUCCUCUCCGCACUCCGCGCCCAGAUCGACGCAAACCAGGCCCUCUUCUGGCCGGGCUUCCUCUCCGCAGCCUGGAUGGCAGGCCUAGUCCUCGCCUUCGCCUGCCAGCUUGAACAGUACGUCUGGUCUAAGGGGUCUCUCGAAAUAAACGACUGCCUCACCUUCCUCCGAAUCAUGUCCGCGCACUGGGAGACAGCAAAACACUGCCAUCGAGCAUUGAGCCUCCUCGCCGAGAACAUCCGGCAGUCCUUUACCUCUUCACAGCAGCCUCGUAGCUCAACGUCCACGUUGACCUCGACUCCGAACCCGAACAUCAAUCACUCCUCACACGAGGAACACGCAAUCGCAAACCCAACCAAGAGACGAAAACUUUCCUCCCAUGAUUCCUCGGUUCCUCUUGCGAGUGCCACUGUUAGUGCGGAGUCGAUAGGCGGAGGAGAUCUAGGUCCCCUGAAUGCACCCGAGUCGGGAGAUGUGCCACUGCAGAAUGAGCUCAAUACGAUCAUUCCGACUACCGACACGGAUUAUCUCGGCCUACCUGAUUUUGACCUGAACACGGUGGAUUUGCUUCAGGGAGCGAACUUUGACUAUCUACUUGAUAUGUUCGGGCAGCAGUAUCCAAGUUUUUGA